GCCUGAUGGGGGUGUUUGUCGCCUUGUUGCGUCACCGGAAUACUACAGUUCCCAUAGUGCAUUGCAGCGGCCAACGGAAGUACUUCCUCGGUUCAGAGUGCAACACGGAAACAUGCGGGUUUUAGUUACGGAGAUGUAUCGAUUGGAAGCAUGUUCCCAGUGUUAAUAUGAAAAUCAUCCCAGUCGUUACAUUUGCGCGUGUAUUUGUCAUCGUCCACGUGUGUCGGAUAUGUCCGUGAACGCAUCACAGCACGAGUUGAACCGGCUGAUCCACCGACACCUGAAGGAUCAUGGUUUCCACUCAGCUGCAGAGGAGCUGGAGAGGCACAACCCACAGAUGUCUAUGAAUUGUCUGCAAGGGAAGACAGACAUAUCUGCGUCGUUACUGGACAUCUACAGUUCGUGGUACAAUGACUCAAAAAAGAAAAAGAGGUCUGACUCAGCCAAGCGCUCCAGGUCUCAAGAACAAGGAGGGACUCCUGCCAAAGCAAAGAAAAAGAGAGAGAAACUGGGGAUGAAAACAGAGACAAGCAAAAAGAAGGCCGUGCCAGGUAAAAGAAAAAAAAGUGAUGGAAAAUCUGUUGCAAAUGAUGCCAAGGCAAAGAAAUCAAAGACACAACCCAAGGACAAAGUCGUGUCUGCUGGUGGAGACGAUUCAGACUCUGACAGCAGCCUGGAUGUAGAUAAAUGGAAGAAACUGGUGCAGCAGUUGACAGAGGCUGACAUUGCCAAGAUGGACACCAUCAAUGCUCUGGAUUCCUCUGAACCCCAACCCAAGAAAAAGAGAGUCAGGAAACCCCCGGCGAAGCCUCCCACAAAGAGCAACACUCCCACUCUCACACAGAAUGACGCGGCAGUUGAAAAGAAAGAAAUAGAUACGCCAACAAAUAACAAGAAGAGCAGUCCAAAGAAAAAGACUGCACCUGUCGCCUCCUCUGCCGCCCCGAGCCAAGAGCAAAUCCUCAACGCUGCAGAGGAUACACUGACUCCAUCCACCGUCCCUCCUUCAAAACAGACACCAACUAAAGAGAAACGGAAAGCCAUCGAAAAUGAUGAGACAGCGUCUGAGCCCAGGAAGAAGAGAAAGAAGAAGAAGAAAGAGAUGACAGAGGAGAAGGUGGAAGGGAAUGAAAUUGACAAUGGAGGAGAUGGCCAAGAAAAAGAGAGUGAAGAAGAGAAGGAAAAAAGGAAUGAUGCCACAAAGGAGGAAUGUGUUGGUGAAUCUGUGGAGGAGAAGAAGACAAAGGGGAAAGAGGGGGAUAAGAAAAGGAAGAAGAAUGAAGAGGAAUCAAUUGAGAAAAAUCUAAAUGGAGAUGCUGUUAAAGAGGACAUCUCGGAGCCAGCAGAACAAGUAAAGAAACAUAAGAAAAAGAAAAAGGAGAAAACUGAUUAUGAGGAACAUUCAGAUCUAACAGAUGAAAACAAGAAGGUGAAGAAGAAGAAAAAGACAACGGAGGAAAAUCCAGAGUUGGCAGCUGAAGAAGUACAAGAAAAUACAGAGCACAGUGUUGAAGAGAAGAAAGAGAGGAAGAAGAAGAAGAAGACAGUGGACAGUGAGGAACAGUUGGAGAAAGUGGAAGAAAACAAAGAAACUACGGAGCAGAUCACAGAAGAAAAAAAGGCGAAGAAGAAGAAAGAUGUGGCUGCUAAUGGUGAAGACAAUUCAGAGCAAAUAGUUAACAAAAAGAAAGAGAGAAAGAAGAAAAGGGAAAAUCCAGAUGCAGAAAAUCCAGAACAGAUAGUUGAAGAGAAGAAAAAGGACAAAGCUGAUCAUAGUGAGGUUUCGGAGCAGAUCGCUGAAGAAGAUAUAACAAUAACGAAAAGCGAGAGCUGUGACGGAGGAGAAACGCCAGAGCAGACGACUACAAUGAAGAAGAAGAAGAAGAAGAAAAGGGACUCAUCAUUGGAAAAUAACUCUACUGACACAGAUCCACUACCUCAGCCCGUCUUUGAGACACCCAGUCCUCCAACAGAGAAGAAGAAAAAGAAAAACAAGUUGAAAUCAGCCGAGGUCCCCGAGACGCCUGUGGGUACUGACCAAGACACGACCGCAACAGAAACACCCUCCAGUGACCCCCGCAGAAAGAAAAAGAAAUCCUCCAAGAACACAGAGUCAUGAACACGUUCAGUCUUCAUCAGUGCACAAGGACAAAGUCAACACAACCUUACCACCCAGUUACUAUUCAUGUUUUAAUGGUUUCAAUGAUCACUUCAAAAUUUAAUUUUUAUUUGGGUACUUUCUUUUAUUUGUUUUGAAGAUUUUGUGCCAUAGCUGUCUUUUUUUUACUGUGUUUUUUUUAUUGUGAUGCCCAUUUUAAUGGCUUACAUAUGUAGAAGGGGUUGUAACUGUUUAAUUGAUUGGAUAUUUGUGAAACUGAUUCACAUUGAACAGAAUCUCAUCCUCCUUCAGUCUGCCAUGAUAAACUUAUCCGAACUAGAGGGAAAUUAUUACAAAAUUCAAUGGAAAUUGUGUUAAAAGUGUAUUUUAAAUGAAAGUUGCAUGUUUUUUUAAAGAAUUUUUUAACUGUUUGAUAAAGCUUUCAUAUGUAAUCUGUAAAUUUUGCUUUUAAUACAAAGUAAACGCUA
Molecule: messenger RNA, 2586 nt
Organism: Paralichthys olivaceus (Japanese flounder)
Lineage: Eukaryota; Metazoa; Chordata; Actinopteri; Pleuronectiformes; Paralichthyidae
Molecular function (GO): protein binding
Source: RefSeq, a predicted model, not a curated record